UUUCCAGAGUUUCAGCAUAUCGGCUACUUUUCCCUGCUAUCCUAUUCCUGGGUUUGGUGCAGGGCAUUCUACUGUUAAGAGCUUUUCAACUCCUUCAGAGGAGAAGCCAGGUUUCUCGAGGACCUGUAUAUAGUAGUUUUUGGAUUUAGCGCAUAACUUUAUAACUUUGCCGUGCCAAAUGGAAAAUUAACUUUAUCUUAUAUACUACCAGUCAUCACGGGACUUUACUCUCUGUUGCAGUAAUUCGGACUUCCAGGCAGCAUCCAAUUAGUUUGCAACACCCUGUAAGCAAGGGCUCAUGUGCUUAUUUAUUAGGUCAGGCUCGACGAUGAUCAACACUCAUAACUGGAGCAAGCUGCGAGGACCAGUUGCAAGCAGUAAGUCUUGGCUUACUUAUUUUUACAAGUACGUCAGCUCUUGAGAGAACCUUUGAACCUUGUGGUGGUCCAUUAGCGAGUGGUGAAAUCUCGUCGAGUCUGUCUUAAGCAGUAAGCGGGAUGACCCCAUUGGAAGCUGCCUGAAAGGCCGAUUUGCUGAAGCAGAGAGGUAACUUUAGUUAACCACAGGUCUUUAAAUUAGUGUCACCUCUGUUGCAGUCAUUCCGCCUUCAGGCAGCAUCCAAUUAGCAUGCAACACCCUGUAAGCAGGGCUCACUUGCUUACUUAUUGAGCAGAGUCGACGCGAUCUGAUUAAACACAAAGGCCGAAUUGCUGAAGCUAUGUAACUAGUUAACCAUAAGACUUUACAUUUUUAUAAGUUUCCACUAGCCUCCGCCUUCCAUCCAGCACAAAGUUUACAGCAUCCCUGUAUAUAACCUGGUUAUUGUUUAGGGCAGACUGGUCAUGGGUACUCUCAACAGCUGGCUGCGAACUCCCCAAGGCCUUUCGCUAGUUGUCAUCUUACUACAAUCAAUAGCUCCUUUCAACACCGGCCCUGGAGGAAACGAAGCGACCCACUGUUAACGCCAAAGCCGGUACCAAGUUGAGAAUUCCUGGCCUGCCCGAAGACCGUUCGGAAAAUGGCAAAGGGAAAAGGAAAGUCAGCAGGGCAGGGGGUGUAUUUUCGCAGUGCGAGGUCCGGUGUUUGAGGUGUGGAUUUGUCAGUAAUGAAUAAAGGUGGGAAGAAAGGCGGCAAUAAGAAAGUGAAUGGGCCCCAGUCUACGGAGGACGGGAGGUCGCCAUCUUCCAUGAACCUCCUUGCUGCCCAGCUCGCUAACUGCAGCGGAAACUCGACCCUUUCUAAGCCUGCGAAGAAGAUGACGAUCCUGAAGAAGAAGGUCGUGAAGAAGGGCGAGGACGAGGGUCUGAAGAACGCCCUCGCGCUCAAGGCAGGCCAGACGGAAGCGGAGCCGAAGCAGAAGAAGAUCGCCAAGAGGAAGAAGGACGCGAAGCCGCCGGAGAAGCAGGCGUCCGGUGAGUGCGUCGAGGCGUCUAGGUCGAACACGAGCAUGAAGAAGUCGACGAAGAAGUCGUCCAAGGAUGAGAUCGGCCCCACCCCGAGCAAGGUGUCGCUCAAGGAGAAGCCGAAGGAGUCGUUGAAGACGGUGAAGAGGCCCCAGAGGAAGAACGGGACCGCGGUGAAGAAGGACCCGCCGGUGAAGGAAGCGCGCCGGGCCCUGGAUAAAAGGCCGGCAAAGUUCGACCAGCCGGCCGUACGCGGAUCCUCCUCGUCGGCCGUUCUCCCGUUCCCCAAGGACGUCAUCAAGGAUCACAGGGGCGCCAGCCCGGCCGCAUCCGCCACGGACGUGCUGAAGUGCGUCUCGUUCCACGCGCCGACACUCGACGAGAACGACUUCUGGGGCAACGCGUGGAAGGACGGCGUCAAGUUCGACCCGACGGCGGACGAGGAGUUCAUUUCGAAGCUGAAAAGCUCGGACAAACGCGUCUGGAAGGGGACCAAGUUCAAGAAACGCGUCUCAAGGAGUCCCGUCCUCAGUGAGAUAGACGAAGAGCCUGACGAACGAUACGACCUCGUGCCCGUGAAGGAGAAGAAGUUCGCCCGGGAGAAGAACCCGAUCAGGUACGGUCAUACGAAAUUCGUCCCCGUGAGGCCGAAGAAGAGCAUCAAGGAGAUCAACAAAUGAAGUCGGUGUCAAAUAAUGAAAAAUCGUCGUAUAUAUUUAUUUUUUAUUUACAAAAGAGGAAAAAAUGAUAAUUUUCUAUAA
Molecule: messenger RNA, 2164 nt
Organism: Cimex lectularius (bed bug)
Lineage: Eukaryota; Metazoa; Arthropoda; Insecta; Hemiptera; Cimicidae
Exons: 4
Coding region: 1106-2083 (325 amino acids)
Source: RefSeq, a predicted model, not a curated record